AUUCAAACAAAAUUGUCGCAAGUCAAUAUCAUCAUCGAUCUUGACCGUAGUAACGAUCGCAACUCGACCCGCACACUAGUUAUCGUCUAAGAAGCCGGCCCCGGAAUGUUGUCCAACGCUUGGACGUAUACCGUCCAGGACGCGCUCGCUCACUAUGGCGUGAGCGAAGAGAGCGGCCUGGACGAAUACCGUGCGAGGGAGAAUGCAAAGCUCUACGGCAAGAACGUUCUCCCGGAAGAACCGUCCUCGUCGCUGUUCUCCCUGAUCCUCGCUCAAUUCCAAGAUCAGCUCGUCCUCAUCCUCCUCGGUUCCGCAGUCGUCUCGUUCGUGCUCGCCUGUUUCGAGGAUAGCGGCGAGUCGGGUGGGAGCUGGGCCACGGCAUUUGUCGAACCGCUCGUCAUCUUCUUGAUCCUCAUCGCCAACGCCGCCGUCGGAGUCGUACAAGAAUCGAACGCGGAAAAGGCCAUCGACGCUCUCAAGGAAUACUCCCCCGAUGAAGCCACCGUCAUCCGAUCAGGUCGUUCUUACAAGAUUCACGCCUCGGAGCUCGUUCCCGGCGACAUCGUCUCGGUUCAUGUCGGCGACAAGGUCCCUGCCGACUGUCGAGUCUUGAGCUUUUCCAGCAGCUCGUUCCGCGUGGAUCAGGCGAUCCUCACUGGAGAAUCUGCGAGUGUCAGCAAGGUCGUCGGCAAGGUCAAGGAUGAAAAGGCUGUCAGGCAGGAUAUGACCAACAUGUUGUUCUCCGGUACCACGGUUGUCAACGGGGCCGCUCACGCGCUCGUCGUCUUGACCGGUCCGCUCACCGCCAUCGGAGCCAUUCACGAUUCCAUCGCUUCCCAGGUCGUGGAAAAGACCCCCUUGAAGAAGAAGCUCGACGAUUUCGGCGACUCGCUCGCCAAGGUCAUCAGCGUCAUCUGUAUCCUCGUCUGGCUGGUCAACAUUCGGCAUUUCAACGAUCCGGCUCAUCACGGCUGGAUCAAAGGGGCCGUCUAUUACUUGAAGAUUGCCGUCGCGCUCGCUGUCGCCGCCAUCCCGGAAGGUCUCGCUGCCGUCAUCACCGCCUGUCUGGCGUUGGGUACGAAAAAGAUGGCCAAGCGGGGAGCCAUCGUCAGGAACUUGCCUAGCGUAGAGACUCUCGGAUGCACCAACGUCAUCUGUUCGGACAAGACGGGAACGUUGACGACCAACCAGAUGUCGGUCGCCAGAUUCUUGACGGUCGACGAAUCCUCCUCGCCUCUCCGUGAAUAUCUCGUCUCUGGCUCGACAUUUGCGCCGAACGGGACCGUCACCUCGCCCGACGGUCAUCACGCCGAGAAACACAUGAUGAGGACGGCUCCGGUCGAUCGAUUGGUUGAGAUUUGUUCCAUCUGUAACGACGCCAAGGUGGCUUACAACGACGAGAGCAGGGUGUAUACCAACCUCGGGGAACCGACCGAGGCUGCGCUCAAGGUGCUCGUGGAAAAGCUCGCUACGAACGACGAAGCCUUCAACUCCACCCUCGGGGCUAUGCAUCCUUCCGGCCGAGUCAACGCUGUCAACACCUAUUACGAGAACCAGAUCGAACGUCUGCUCACUUUCGAGUUUUCGAGGGAUCGAAAGUCCAUGUCGGUGCUCGUCAAGCGGGCUGGGCAGACGGUACUCUUCGUCAAGGGAGCGCCAGAGACGGUCAUUGAGCGAUGUACCUCGGUUCAUACGCCCCACGGGAUCCUGCCCAUGUCGGACCAGCUCCGAGAACGGUUGGCCCAGACCCAGUUGGAAUACGGUCGACGUGGGUUGAGGACGCUGGCGUUUGCGUUUGUGGACGAGGCGGACCCGAACGUGGAUCAUUACAAGACCGAGAGCUCGGCGGAUUAUGUUGGUUUCGAGCAGAACAUGACGUUCGUAGGGCUCGUGGGGAUGCUCGAUCCUCCUCGUCCGGAAGUCAGGUCGGCCAUUGCCAAGUGCAAGGCCGCGGGAAUCAGGACGAUCGUUAUUACAGGGGACAACAAGAAUACCGCCGAGACGAUUUGUAGGGAGAUUGGGAUCUUCGGACCCAACGAGGAUUUGACGGGCAAGUCGUAUACGGGGAGGGAACUAGACGAUCUUUCACAUCAUCAAAAGGUUCUCGCUGUUCAACGGGCGAGCCUGUUCAGCCGGACCGAACCCAAUCACAAGAGCCAGCUCGUCGAUCUCUUACAAGGGCUCGGCAUGGUCGUCGCCAUGACAGGAGACGGAGUGAAUGACGCUCCCGCACUGAAAAAGGCCGAUAUCGGGAUCGCCAUGGGCUCCGGGACAGACGUCGCCAAGCUCGCUGCCGAUAUGGUUCUGGCCACCGACAACUUUGCUACGAUCGAAAAGGCCGUCGAAGAAGGUCGAGCGAUUUACAACAACACGAAGCAAUUUAUCCGGUACUUGAUCUCGUCGAACAUUGGAGAGGUCGUCUCGAUCUUCUUGACCGUCUUGCUGGGUAUGCCCGAGGCCUUGAUCCCCGUGCAGUUGCUUUGGGUCAACUUGGUCACCGACGGUCUUCCUGCCACCGCGCUCGGUUUCAACCCUCCCGACCACAUGAUCAUGAAGACGCCUCCCCGAAACGGAAGGGAAGCCCUGGUCGGACCUUGGUUGUUCUUCCGAUACAUGGUCAUCGGAAUCUACGUCGGUGUGGCGACCGUGUUUGGUUACGCUUGGUGGUUCAUGUUUUACGAAGGUGGACCUCAAAUCACUUGGCAUCAGCUCACCAACUUCCAUCAAUGUUCAUCGAAGUUCCCUGAGAUUGGCUGUCAGAUGUUCUCCAACGUCGACUCGAAGACGGCAACCACGAUGUCAUUGUCCAUCCUUGUCGUCGUCGAGAUGCUCAACGCCUGCAACUCGCUGAGCGAGAACGAAUCCCUCUUGGUUCUGCCUCUUUGGUCCAACCCGUACCUCGUCGCGUCGAUCGCGCUCUCCAUGGCUCUCCACUUCUGCAUUCUCUACGUCCCUUUCCUUAGCUCCUUGUUUCAAAUCACCCCGUUGAACUGGCAGGAAUGGAAGGCGGUACUGUGGAUCUCGGCGCCUGUUCUUCUGAUAGACGAGGUGCUGAAAUACGUCUCUCUCCUUCGAGAACCCGUCUCCAAGGAAAAAGUCGAGUAAAGGACUACCCGACGACACCUUAGAGGGGGUUGGAGGGGAGACGCUUUUUAACGAUGACAUUGAUCCUGUUCCGUCGAUUCGCAUUUUUACGACGCGCCCACGAUGUCCAGGAACGAUUUGCACUAGAUGUGUUCCUUUUGCAUGUAGCAUUUCUUGUGUGUUUCAGGAGGAUUUCCAUACAUGUUCCAUGA
Filobasidium floriforme is the source of this 3296-nucleotide messenger RNA. RefSeq lists its product as uncharacterized. Lineage: Eukaryota; Fungi; Basidiomycota; Tremellomycetes; Filobasidiales; Filobasidiaceae. Bases 106 to 3105 code for a protein of 999 amino acids. Gene Ontology annotation, cellular component: membrane. Gene Ontology annotation, biological process: calcium ion transmembrane transport; intracellular calcium ion homeostasis. The transcript is spliced from 8 exons. The record is from RefSeq and is a predicted model, not a curated record. Gene Ontology annotation, molecular function: P-type calcium transporter activity; ATP hydrolysis activity; ATP binding.